Tachysurus fulvidraco (yellow catfish) is the source of this 1154-nucleotide messenger RNA. RefSeq lists its product as uncharacterized. Gene Ontology annotation, cellular component: cytoplasm; membrane. Lineage: Eukaryota; Metazoa; Chordata; Actinopteri; Siluriformes; Bagridae. The transcript is spliced from 5 exons. The coding region runs from base 410 to 1105 and encodes 231 amino acids. The record is from RefSeq and is a predicted model, not a curated record.
AUGUCCUGUACAGCAUAUGAAAAUCAGUUGUUUUUCAUGAUUUGUUUAAAAAUGACUAAUAAUAAUUUGUAUUAAUUGUGUUCUAUGUGUUCAAAGCAUAUUAAUCUGUCUUACUUUACCCUGACACACUUAUUUACUCCAGUACUCCACACACUUUCAGCAUGUGUUAUUUUCUCACAUUUUGCAUUGCAUGCUAAAGGCUUAUCAUUAUCACACUUUCAUUUAUGAGCAUAGAACUUUGACCCACUGCACAAGAUAGUUCUCAUUGGUCAAGACUUGGACUGAGCUCUCUCUCUCUCUCUCUCUCUCUCUCUCUCUCUCUCUCUCUCUCUCUCUCUCUCUCUCUCUCUCUCUCUCUUUCUCGGAUCUGUGCCAAUCACUCUCAGACUCUUAGCUGUAUGCGGGUAACAUGAAUAAAGUGUGGGCCUUAUUCAGAUCCUAUCCAUACAUUAGUAAUGUGGUGGGCUAUACAACUUUGUUUGCCACUGCAGACUUGAUUCAGCAAAGCACACUGAGAGGUACAAGUGGUCCAAGCAAUCAGAUGAGUGAGGAAAUUUCUCGACAGGCGGCAUCAGUGACAACCAGAGAGGAAGGAGCUACAGCUCACCUCAAGGACUCUGAAUGGAGCAUGCAUUCAGCAGGAGAAAAGGAUUCGUCAGUAAUGGUGACAAAUGUUCCAAUGCACAGUGUUGACUGGAGCCAAACUUUACGAGUAGCAUUGGUGGGGUUAUGUUUUCAUUCCAACUUCAACUACCACUGGCUACGUGCAUUAGAGAAGAGGUUUCCUGGGGGAGGGGCCAAAAUAAUAUUUGCAAAAGUCUUUCUGGACCAGUUAGUUGCUGCUCCUGCAACAAUAAGUGCCUUUUAUAUAGGGUUGAGCACCUUAGAAGGGCGAGAUGACCCCUUGGAAGACUGGAAAAAUAAAUUCUGGGUUUCCUACAAGACUGGACUUGUCUACUGGUCUAUAAUGCAGGCGGUAAAUUUCACUCUGGUUCCCCCAAUAGCACGCACAGUUUUUGUUGGGGGAAUCUCUCUCGGCUGGACUGUCUUUCUGUGUCAUUUUCGACAACAAAAGAAUGAAUCUCAUUCCAUUUUCCCUUCAUAGCAUACAUUAAUUAUGUACAAUUAAAUAAAAACUAGUCUGAUGCCCUUAA